AUUCAUUUCCCGCCAAAAUCCUCCACCUUUCUCCUUCGCCGGCGUCAAUGGUGGAAAUGGAAUCGCCGACACAGACGGCGGAGCACAUAGAAUCCAUGACGGAGUUUCUGGUAAAGAACUAUUCCGAUCAGCUCCGCGAAAUCUCUCUCGCUUCCGAUCCCAAACUCCACUACCCUCUCUUCAUCGAGUACGCAGAACUCGUUGACGAUAAUCCGUCUCUAGCGCAUCUUGUUUUCUCAAAUCCCGAACAGUAUCUUCGUCAAUUCAACGAUUCAGCCAUUUUAGCUCACAAAAUUGCGUUGGAGCAUAUGAAGAAAUUUGAGAAGAAGAUUGGGAUUGAGAAGAGAUUUAUACAUGUUCGUAUCAACACCAGUGGAUCUCCUCUAGAACGAAGUCCUGAGACUUUCCCGAGUAUUGGCCGGAUUAGAGUAAGACACCGAGGGAUUUUGUUGAUGUUGAAAGGCACGGUGAUUCGGUCUGGGGCUGUUAAAAUGUAUGAGGGAGAAAGGAUGUAUCGAUGCCGAAAAUGCAAGCACAUGUUUCCUAUUUUCCCUGAGUUAGAAUCAAUCAACUCUAUUGUGAAACCGCCUUUUUGUCCUUCUCAGCGGUCAAAAUCUUGUGAAGGCACAAACUUUGAUCCUGUAGAUGAUACAGUAACACGCCACGAUUAUCAAGAAAUCAAAAUCCAAGAAAAUACUCAGGUUUUAGGUGUUGGUGUUAUCCCAAGGUCCAUUCUAGUCGUCCUGAAAGAUGACCUUGUUGACAAUGUUAAAGCUGGAGAUGAUGUUGUUGUCUCUGGAAUCUUGACUUCAAAAUGGUCUCAUGACUUGAAAGAUGUUCGCUGCGACCUUGAACCUAUGUUGAUUGCCAAUCAUGUUAGUUUCAGCAUUAACUCACUUUCUACUUUCUUUUCACCUAUUAUCCUGCCACUAUCCAGAAGAACUAAUGAGCUGAAAUCAGAAAUCGAUAUAUCUGAUGAUAUGAUCGAGAAGUUCAAGAACUUUUGGAGUCACUUCAGAGAUACCCCUUUGAAAGGGAGAAAUGCUAUCUUACGAGGUAUCUGCCCCCAAGUCUUUGGUCUCUUCACUGUUAAGCUUGCAGUUGCCUUGACACUCAUUGGAGGUGUGCAACAUGUUGAUGCUUCUGGUACAAAAGUACGGGGAGAAUCUCACUUGCUUCUCAUUGGUGAUCCAGGCACUGGAAAAUCGCAGUUCUUGAAGUUUGCUGCAAAACUAAGCAACAGAGCUGUAAUCACAACGGGACUAGGAAGCACAAGUGCUGGAUUGACUGUAACUGCAGUGAAGGAUGGAGGAGAGUGGAUGUUGGAAGCUGGGGCCCUUGUUCUUGCAGAUGGUGGACUUUGCUGCAUUGACGAAUUUGAUAGCAUGAGAGAGCAUGACAGAGCAACCAUACAUGAAGCAAUGGAGCAACAAAGUAUAAGCGUUGCCAAGGCUGGCCUUGUAACAACUCUUAGCACAAAGACAAUCGUCUUCGGUGCAACAAAUCCUAAAGGACAAUAUGAUCCCGAUCAGUCUCUUUCUGUCAAUACUGCACUUUCCGGUCCAUUGUUGAGCAGGUUUGACAUUGUACUUGUUCUCUUAGAUACAAAAAAUCCCGAAUGGGAUGUAGUUGUAUCCUCUCACAUCCUUGCCGAGGUGCAAAUAGAGCAAGACAGAGAUGUCGAUGAUCUGACAAUUAUUUGGCCACUACCGAUGCUUCAAAGGCGACGUGGCUGGGAUGGGCUCUUCUGUUGUCUUGGACUCUUGUCUAGAAAAUCAUUAGGUCCCAUGGGAACUGUCAUUGAGCAUAGCCUUGCUGAAACCAAGAACAACCGUGAGAAUGUUGGAAAGCUUAAUCCGUCUGGCUCAAGAAAUGAGGUCACGCGAUUAGAUGCCAUAACAGCAAUCCUGUGCAUUGAAUCAUCGAUGACUAUUUCAGCCAUAGUAGACAGUAUGGGGAAUGCGUUGCACUCUAAUUUCUCUGAGGAACCAGAUCAGGAAUACGCGAAGCAAGAGAAGAUCAUCCUUGAAAAGCUAAGAGGAGACGACAUCUAUUAGCGUCUGGCUGCGAUGAAUUGUGACCCACAGAUACGGAGAUAGGUUUGCAAUAAUCUCCUUCACGUUUCUCCUGCAAGUUUUCAUUUGUAUAAAGUGCAUUAUGUGUGAUUCUGCAGUUGAAAUGGCUCUUGAGAGCAAACUUACUUUAAAACAUGUAUGUAUUCCAUCUUCGUGUCGAUUCAAUCAAAUAGGUAAAGAAAG
Molecule: messenger RNA, 2258 nt
Organism: Arabidopsis arenosa
Lineage: Eukaryota; Viridiplantae; Streptophyta; Magnoliopsida; Brassicales; Brassicaceae
Source: the annotation of a GenBank genome assembly